This is a messenger RNA of Adineta steineri, 813 nucleotides long. The record is from the annotation of a GenBank genome assembly. NCBI's taxonomy places the organism in Eukaryota, Metazoa, Rotifera, Eurotatoria, Adinetida, Adinetidae.
AUGCCGUGUAAUUUAACGGUUUCAACAAUUCCCAUUUCAACAUCAACAGUCCGUUUAACCGAGCGCACGACUACUUCAUCACAUAAAAAAACAUUUCCGAUAACAACACAGGCUUCUACUACGACAAUAGCAGCCCACAAUUGGUUUCAAAAUGUUUUAUCAAGAUACGGUGACGUUCAAAAAUGGUCAGCUGAUGAAUUCGAUGCUAAACUACACCAUCUUUCGCACUGGAGUUUUUUAAACGCACAACAAUGGCUCGAUUUUGUCAAUAAAAGUAUAGCUAAACUAGAUCCACCGAUGUCACCAACGAAAAAUUUUACCUUUUUUGAAUUGGGCGUAGGUGUAGGUGCCUUUUCACGUCGAUUAUUACUUCAAUAUCCUUAUUCUAACGGUAUUGGAGUUGAUGUUGUUCGAGAUGCUGUCGAAAUUGCUCGAAUUGUCUUACCAUCAGAUCGUAUGAAACUUUAUACUGUAUCGCAUAAUGAAUAUAACAUGAUUGAUAAUAGUACAAUCGAUCAUAUUAUUGUUCCGGGUGUUAUUUGUUAUUUUCCGUCACUAGCCAGUAUUGAAAAUUUAAUCAGAGAAUUAGUACGUAUUGCUAAACCUGGUGCAUCGAUGUGUUUCACUAUGAUACCAUUCGAUGCUUCUGGCAAGUUCUCAUGUAAUCUUAUUAUUUCACCAUCAUUUUGGUCAAACAAGAGAAUAAGAUCUCUUGGUGUACGUGUAACAAGUGUACAGAAUAUGUCGGAAUGGAACUUAUCACAUUCUCAAUAUCGAUAUGCUGCAAAUUUGAGGAAAGAUAUUGUCACUUGA